AUGGGUUCUAAGGCUCCAGAGGCUGAUGGAUAUAAAUUGUGGUACUCAGGCCGCGUGAGGGAUAAGAAUGGGGUAGACAUCUUGGUUGACAUGGAUCUUAGGGAGCUAGUGGUAGAAGUUAAGAGGGUGAAUGACAGGUUGAUGGCUAUUACGCUGGUUGUGGGAAGAUCUACUUUAAACGAGGAGAUUUCAAUGGUCACAGUGGGGCGACCUCUAGGGGUUAUGACGAUGUGCAUGGGCUUUGGUUUUGGAGUUAGGAACGGAGGUGGUACUUCGCUGUUGGACUGUGCUAAAGCCUUUGAUUUG
This is a messenger RNA of Nicotiana tabacum (common tobacco), 306 nucleotides long. Lineage: Eukaryota; Viridiplantae; Streptophyta; Magnoliopsida; Solanales; Solanaceae. The record is from RefSeq and is a predicted model, not a curated record.